AUGUCUAAAGUUUCCAAGCUCGUGACAUCAUCCGACGGUUGCGAAAUCUUUGCUGAAGGUGCCGGCAACCUCGAGGGUCCAACGAUUGUCUUGGUUCAUGGCUUAGGAUCAUCCACAGUCAUAUUCAACAACCUUUUCAAAGACGAUCAGCUACUUUCCAAAGUUUAUCUUGUGAGAUAUGACAUGAGAAGUCAUGGCAGGAGCGGCAGACCUGCGAACCAGAGCGAUUAUUCCUCCCCGAAGUUCGCUGCGGAUUUCAUGGCUGUGGUGGAGGGAUUCAACCGACAAAAGCCUUAUUUACUCGGCUGGAGUUUGGGAGGAACUGUUGCGACGGAUGUCUGUACCCACUGUCCUGCAGGUUAUGUGUCAGGCAUCAUCUACGUUUCCGCGCUCCCUUACAUCGGAGCAAUCAUGAUGGACUUGGGAAAAGAAUGCCUUAAGAACCUUCAUCCGAGACUGCUUACCCAGGACGCCGCUGAUGCGCUGAAAGCGAGGAUUGAUUUUGUCGAUUCCACGAUCAAUGAUCGUAAUGCUUCGAACUGGGACGACCGGUUGCUUUGGGUCGGAGCAUUCAGUCACCUGAAUGCCAAUGACGUGUUGAACGCCAUGUCACGGCAACAAGAUCCGGAGCCCCUUUUGGCUGCGGGGAGGGGAGGAUUGAGAUUGCUUCAUCUAUAUGGAGAUGCUGAUCAACAAUUGGAUAACGCGGUCGCCGAGGCACAAGUGAGCCAGCAUUUUAUUGACAAGAAAGUUGUUGUCAUCAAGGGUGGAGGUCAUGCAUUAUUUUACGAAUUCCAAGGCCAGGUUGUCGAGGAAGUUCUAGCAUUUGUUACCAAGUAG
Suillus subaureus is the source of this 840-nucleotide messenger RNA. RefSeq names its product Alpha/Beta hydrolase protein. The coding region runs from base 1 to 840 and encodes 279 amino acids. Lineage: Eukaryota; Fungi; Basidiomycota; Agaricomycetes; Boletales; Suillaceae. The transcript has 4 exons. The record is from RefSeq and is a predicted model, not a curated record.